GAUACUGAAUUUUAUUCACUUUAAUGUGGCACCUGCACAAAAUGUUUGGGGGUCACCAAAAUUAGUUUAUCUGUUGCUGGUGACCCCUGAAAGUAAAUUAGACAACCCGUGGCUAUAAUUGGAACAAAUUUCACUGGAAGUGAUCAAAUUUCAAUGCCCAGAUAAAGCUCAAGUAGCAGAGAUAGGCAAUCUAAAGUACCUACAGUGUAGGUACCUACAAUGUGCACUUGUCAAGCACUUUUCAACCUCAAGACCCAGAAAUCGUAUAAAUUCUACUUUCCACUCAUUCGUGCCACAUUCACUUCUAAUCAACAACAAGAAUCAUGAAGGUUCUUCUAGUCUUAGCCCUCUGUGCGUUUUUGGGUACCACCCAAGGACGUAGUCUGGAUACAAAAAUAGUUGGUGGAUAUGAAGCAGCACCUGGUCAGUUCACCUACCAAGUAUCCCUGCAACGUGACGUGGACCAUUACCAUUUCUGUGGUGGUACCAUCAUAUCUUCCAAAACCGUCGUGACUGCAGCCCACUGUAAAGUGGAUUAUGUUGAGUUGCCUAACAUGCGCGUAAUGGCAGGCGCAAUCAACAUCCACGAUCCCAACGCUCAACGCCAUGUUGUUUCCCAGUUCAUCAUCCAUCCGGAAUACAAUUCUUCAUUAAUUACUUCAGAUAUUGCUGUGGUAAUCAUCGAGGACACGUUUGAGUUCAACGAUUUGGUUCAACCAAUCAAUUUGGUCAAUCGUAUUGUUCCUCCUUAUGAAGGUGGUGUGGUUACCAGUGGAUGGGGAUAUACCGAAUAUCCUUACCCACCUUCUGGUGCCCCAGUUGACCUGAAGUACCUUCCUGUUAACAUAAUCAGUGAUGAUGAAUGCGCGCCUUUUUCCUAUUACCUCGAAGGAAAAAUCUGUACCCUUCACUCAAAGGGUAAUGGCGUCUGCUCAGGAGAUUCAGGUGGUCCCCUGGUCAGCAGUAACAGGGAGUUAGUAGGUGUGACCUCAUCAGCAUUCCUCUGCGCCACCGGAAAACCGGAUUUCUUUACCGAUGUCUACGUGUUCAAGAGUUUCGUUGAGCAAAAUAUGCAAUAAGCAAUAGAGAACCUUAUCACAUAGUA
Dalotia coriaria is the source of this 1105-nucleotide messenger RNA. RefSeq names its product chymotrypsin-2-like. Lineage: Eukaryota; Metazoa; Arthropoda; Insecta; Coleoptera; Staphylinidae. Gene Ontology annotation, molecular function: serine-type endopeptidase activity. Bases 324 to 1079 code for a protein of 251 amino acids. The transcript has 2 exons. The record is from RefSeq and is a predicted model, not a curated record. Gene Ontology annotation, biological process: proteolysis.